Molecule: messenger RNA, 1589 nt
Organism: Lycium barbarum (goji berry)
Lineage: Eukaryota; Viridiplantae; Streptophyta; Magnoliopsida; Solanales; Solanaceae
Product: glutaminyl-peptide cyclotransferase-like
Exons: 11
Coding region: 435-1340 (301 amino acids)
Molecular function (GO): glutaminyl-peptide cyclotransferase activity
Source: RefSeq, a predicted model, not a curated record
UAUUAUGCAACACUUUUGCCAUUUAUAUCCAUCUCUACUAAAAAAAUUAAGGUAUAGUUUCAGAAAUCCCCCUCAAAUUCAGUUUGAUUAUACUAACUUUCCUCAUAGUUUACUAUAUUACGCUUACCUCCUUUAUUCUAAGCAAUUUGUAACAAUUCUUCUAAUCUAUGAAUUGAUUUCCUCACCUAUCAAGUACUUGAGCUUCUCACCUCAUAAUUAAAUUCAAAACGUGAUACACGUUGAAUUUGAACAUUAACCUGGAGCCUAGCAGGUAGGUGAUGAAGCAGAAGGCCAAGCCGGUUGCCCGUCUUGCAUUAUGACUAUUGGAUCCAAUCUGACAGUGGAGAUAACUCCAGUGACAUUUUCCAAGAUGAAGUCAACGGUCAACUAAUUUUUUUUAAUUAAUUGCAAAAGUAGCUUAACAAAAAGUAUUAAUGGUUUCUUCUACUUCAUAUCUACCUACCAAUCACACAAAAAUGCCUCCGCUAAAUCCAAGGUUUCUAGUCAUAAGCUUGAUUGUUCUACUGAGCAUCACCGUAUUCAGAGAAGCUGAAGCAUCAUAUAGAGUUUACAAAGUCAAAGUAGUCCAUGAAUUCCCUCACGACCCCCAAGCCUACACUCAGGGGCUUCUCUAUGCAGAAAAUAAUACACUCUUUGAAUCAACUGGACUUUACGGACGUUCAUCUGUUCGAAAAGUUGCAUUGCUGGACGGUAAGGUUGAGAGACUUCAUGAAAUGGAGUCUUCUUACUUUGGAGAGGGUCUAACUCUUCUUGGUGAGAGGUUGUUCCAACUAACAUGGUUGCUGGAUACCGGUUUCAUAUAUGAUCGAUACAACUUCAGCAAAUUCAAAAAGUUUACUCAUCACAUGCAAGAUGGUUGGGGAUUGGCAACCGAUGGGAAAGUACUUUUUGGAAGUGAUGGAACAUCAACAUUAUAUAAGAUUGACCCUAAGACAAUGAAAGUCAUCAGAAAACAAGUUGUCAAGUCUCAAGGGCAUGAAGUGCGCUACCUCAAUGAGCUGGAGUAUGUGAAAGAUGAAGUCUGGGCAAAUGUUUAUGUGACUGAUUGCAUUGCUAGAAUUUCACCAAAAGAUGGCACUGUGAUCGGGUGGAUUCUCCUUCAAUCUCUAAGAGAAGAGUUAAUAUCAAGAGGAUAUAAGGACUUCGAGGUCCUGAAUGGAAUCGCAUGGGACAGAGAUGGUGACCGUAUUUUUGUGACAGGGAAACUAUGGCCAAAGCUCUUUGAGAUCAAGUUGCUCCCCCUCACACCGAAUGAUCCAUUGGCUGGAGAAAUCAAUAACUUGUGCAUCCCGAAAACCAGUUCUAUCUUGGAAAUUUAGAGAGCUGAUUAUGUUUAUCAUUUCUCAUGUAAGCAUCCAUUUAUUGAUCAAUUCUUCCUAUAUGUUACGUCUAUUGCUAUGUAUAACAUAAGCUACUCAUGCACGCUGCAACACAACAAAAAAUGGAAUAAGGCAGUGCAAGUCUAAUAAAUUGUAGCAUAUUCGGGUAAAAAUAUCAAUAGGCAAAAACAGUCUGAAAUGGGGACUAAUAUAGAAGUACACAGACACUGAGUACACAUUCAUUCGUCA